Penicillium paradoxum is the source of this 879-nucleotide messenger RNA. RefSeq lists its product as uncharacterized. NCBI's taxonomy places the organism in Eukaryota, Fungi, Ascomycota, Eurotiomycetes, Eurotiales, Aspergillaceae. The record is from RefSeq and is a predicted model, not a curated record. Gene Ontology annotation, molecular function: oxidoreductase activity. The coding region runs from base 1 to 879 and encodes 292 amino acids. The transcript is spliced from 2 exons.
AUGGCGAGCAUCCAAAUCACCGAUGAUCUCUUGCGGGAUAUCAAGGAUAAGGUAGUUCUAAUUACCGGCGGCGCAUCAGGAAUCGGAAAAGCGACAGCAGAGCUAUGUCUCCAGAACGGCGCGAAAGUGAUCAUUGGCGACCUGAGCCCACUGCCAACUGAACUCGAAAACGCAGAGAACCUCAAAUUCAUCCAAUUGGACGUCACUUCAUGGGAAAGCCAGCGCGCCGCAUUCAUUCAGAUCGAAGAAUGGUUCGGCCGAAUCGACCACGUUUUUGCCAACGCAGGCGUGGGGCCAAUGAGCGAUUUCCUCGAAGAUGACCUUGACGAGAACGGGCUGUUAGCCCCUCCCAAUCUGCGGACGGUCAAUAUCAAUCUUUUGGGGGUUAUUUCCACAGUUCGCUUAGCUGCGCACUAUAUCCAGAAACACGCGACCCACCGCGCGCCUGGUGAAUUGGGCAGUAUCGUGGUCACCGCGUCUGCGUCUUCAUUCCAGAACUUCAGUGCGGGCGAUUAUACGAUCACGAAACAUGGCGUUCUGGGGUUGAUUCGUGGAAUGGGAUAUCAGCUUGAAGGGAAGGUCCGGUUGAAUGCUGUUUCGCCUUCUUGGACUGCGACGGGAAUGGUGCCUACGCCCUUUAUCGAGUCUCUUGGUGUUGGUGUUCAACAGCCAGAGACUGUGGCUCGAAGUGUCGCACUCCUUUUCAGUGAUCAGCAGCGUCAUGGAGAUGUGAUCUAUAGUUGGGAUGGGAAGUUUCUGGAGGUUAACAAGGCAGAGAACGGACUGUUGGCGGCUGCGGAUGCAAUUCUUGUGAAUUCGGCCAAUGAGGAAACUGCGAUGAGAAAACUGAGAGAGGCGAGCGCACAGGGCCUGUUCUAG